Anolis carolinensis (green anole) is the source of this 2600-nucleotide messenger RNA. It is a transcript of the gene drc11l, whose product is annotated as IQ motif containing with AAA domain 1 like. Bases 1 to 2490 code for a protein of 829 amino acids. The record is from RefSeq and is a predicted model, not a curated record. The transcript has 19 exons. Gene Ontology annotation, molecular function: ATP hydrolysis activity; protein binding; ATP binding. NCBI's taxonomy places the organism in Eukaryota, Metazoa, Chordata, Lepidosauria, Squamata, Anolidae.
AUGGCGAGCAGCACCUACGGGCGCCUGUGGCGGGAGACGCGCGUGACGCUGGAGGAGCUCCUGUCCACGGAGCUGCCCCCGGAGCCUCCCCGCCCGGAGCGGAACCGCGCGGCCUUCGGGCACGGGCUGGGGGUGCUCUUCGUGCGCUACGUGGCGGCGGCUCGGCGGCUGGAGGCCUGCUACGACCAGGGCGUCCACCCGCAGAAGCGCCCCGUCCUCCGCAUGCUGCUCGACGCCGUCCUCGGCCGCCUCCUCGAGCUCAAGCAGCAGAUGGUCGAGCUCGACCUCUCCGAGACCCACUGCCUCGACCACGCGCUCCACGAGCUCAAGCUCACCCCGGCGGACCUGGAAGUGCCCAUCCCGCGGUACUUCCUCAGUGAGCACGCCAAGGUGCUGCUGGAGCGUCAGGAGGUGCUGGCGGGGCUCCUGACCCGCGUGGGACCCGAAAAGGCCCUCACCCCCCCCCGUCCUGGGAUGCCUCGCGACGAGGCGGUGCGCCUGAUCCAGAUGGCGGAGCGCAUGCGCCAGGGCCGCCUGAGGGCUCGCUUCAUGGCGGAGAUCCGUCGCGACGAGGAGCGUGAGAGGCGGGCGCGCGAGGCUGGACUUGUGGAGCCUGACCGGAACGCCGCCGCCACCGUCAUCCAGAAGAUCUGGAAGGGCUGCAUCCUGCGCCGGCUGACCCGCACCGCACGGCAGGUGGAGAUGGCCUUCAUCGGAAUGGAGCUGGAGUCGCAGCUGAUGGGCCCCACGCCGACCAUGAUCCGGGCGCAGCUGGGCGAGGAGCUGCGGCGCAUGCGCCAGGCCGACUAUGAGGCCGAGUACCAGGAGGCCCUGGACCACGUCCGCGACUCCAUCUUCGAGGCCGAGGGGCCGUGCAUGCGCGAGGAGCUCAAGGAGCAGCUCCGGCAGUGGUUCAUCGAGUGCCAUGACCUGACCGGGCGCUUCCCGGAUUAUCCGGAGGAAGGUCUUGGGGGCUGCACUGCCCUCUUCUCUGAUAAGACCCCCGAAGAGGUGAGGGCCGACCUGGACCUGGCGGAAAUCCUGGCGGAGAAGAAGAAGAAAGAGAAGGAGAAGAAAAAGGAGGAUAAAGGCAAGGAGAAGAAGGAGGGCAAGGAGAAAAAGGAGAAGGAGAAGAAGGGCAAGAAGGCGGAGGAGGAGGAGGUCCUGACGCUCUGCCCCUCCAAGUUCGUGGGCACCAUCAACCAGGGCUUCCUGCGCUACACCGAAUGCUGGACCGACCACGACGAGGUGGAGAACUUCGAGCAGCGCUUCCAGGAGGAGCUCAUCAAGGUGGAGAAGCGGCACGAAGUGGAGACCGAGAUCCGGCUGCAGGUGGACGAGCUGAUGCGGGAGGAGCUGCAGAACCUGCGCCGCGCGUUGGGCCAGGAGGAGCCCCGCCCCGGCAAGCCCCGCAAAGGGAAGAAGGGCGGCAAGAAAAAGGGGAAGCGGGGCAAGAAGGAGAAGGACCUGACCCCGGACAGGACCGUGGACUCUCUCUACGAGGAGCUGGUCCUCCAGGGCAUCAUCAAGAGGCCACCCAAGGUGCAGCUGGCCGACUACACAGGUGACUUCAACUACCUGGGCUCCAUCCUCCGGCAGCAGCAGAUCGAGCCCGUCCCCUCCGCCCACGACGUCCGGCAGAACGUGGCCCUCUACGCCGUGCUGCGCCUCGGCUCGGCGGCGGUGCAUGAGUCUGCGCCGCUGGUGCGCUCGGUGCUGCUGGUGGGUCCCGCGGGGACCGGGAAGCGGAUGCUGGUCCACGCCGCGUGUACCGAGACCGGCGCCAACCUCUUCGACCUCUCGGCCGCGAACCUGGUGGGGAAGUACCCGGGGAAGGCGGGCCUGCAGAUGCUGCUGCACCUGGUGCUCAAGGUGGGGCGCCUCUUGCAGCCCUCGGUCAUCUGGGUGGGCGACGCCGAGAAGACCUUCUACAAGAAGGUGCCCCGAGAAGAGAAGGAGCUGGACCCCCGCCGCCUGAAGAAGGACCUCCCCCGCGCCCUCCGCCUCCUCAAGCCCGGCGACCGCGUCCUGCUCGUGGGCACCUCCUCGCGGCCCUACCUGGCCGACCCCAAGGGCCUCUGCCGCACCUACGAGCGCAUCCUCCUCGUCCCCCGCCCCGACUACGCCUCCAGAUUCGUGACGUGGCGGCGCCUGAUCGAGCGCCAGGGGGGCUCGGUGUCGCGGCGGCUGGACGUGAGCGCGCUGGCCAAGGUGUCGGAGGGCUACAGCCAGGGCGCGAUGGCGGCGGCGGUGUCGGCCGUGCUGAGCGAGCGGAGGCUGCUCCAGCUGCCCAAGAGGCCCCUCCUCGCCGCGGAGCUGCUCCAGGCCCUCGCCCGCGCCGACCCCGUCUUCCCCGAGGAGGAGAGCCUCCUGCAGGAGUGGUACAGCAAGACCCCGCUGGGGAAGAGGAAGAAGCGCGUGGAGGAGGAGCGGCUCCGGGCGGCGGAGAUCCAGGACAAGAAGAACAAGAAGGACAAGGCCAAGAAGUAGCCCCCCCGCAGCAGGACCCUGGCGGGGGGGGGGGGGGGCGUCGCUCUCGGGGAGCCUCUCGCGCAAUCAAAGCGCCCUUCGUUUGAACCCGAGUCCUGUGCCCUUUGUGC